AUGGAACAUCGCUCUGCUAACGACAUUUAUACGCAAACUAUGAAAAAUCACGAUUUUGAGCCUGCUCCGAGCGAGGAAAAUCGUGUCAAUAGCCCAGACAGCAUUUUUUUACAGCAGGAAAACGAAAAUAUGCGACAUGUACAGAAUACCGAGGAUGACAGCGGGGAAUAUCGUUUUGAUUCUGGAGGAGGAGCCCCGGGUCACGGUCAACGUACGCCCGCCGAUCCUCUCGACGAAACGCCGCGGUCGUUGUCGCCUUUUGACGAUAACCUCAAUGUCUUCUUACAGUCGAAUGAUGCCAAUGGACAAUCCACUGAAACAUUCUAUCAAGGCCACUUGGCCCUAGAUGUCGAAAAUGAGGGCCUUUCAAUGAACAUACAUCUAUUAAACGACAGAGAAUCCAGAGACUCAACCAAUAGUGUUUCUCACCCCCCUUACUGGAAAGAGGGAGAUGCCGCUAUUCAUGGGUUUGCAACGCACCUUCAGUCGUUUGAGAAUUUGGAAUAUUCUGUCAACGAUGUAGGACAAGGGGAGAUUUUGACUUCGGGGCCACCGAAGAACAAUGAAACUCGCAAUCCGAUGGAAGUAAAAUGGCUUCAUCUGCAGGGUCCCACGAUGAAUCUUAAUGUUAUGGUGAAACACAUUAUGGAAUGCCACUUGAUUGGCGACGAUGUAAGAGCUGUUACCAUGACACUUAUGAAGAAAGUUGGAGAAAAGUUCGUACGACACUCUGAAACUGGGCCUUAUAUCGAGCCCGGCGCUGUGUUAAGGGGUGUCGGUAUUUACCCUAAGCCAAGCUCUGGUUCCCUUUCACAAAAGUAUCGACCAACCAUUCCCGUUGUUUUUGGUGCCUCGCCAUACCUGAGGUUGGGUCCUUUGAGCGCACACCGAAACUCGGCUAAAAAGGAUGACCACCGUCCUCGCACACUUUUGCAGAAUCUCUAUGGAUUUGAUAUUAUUCCAAAUCGCGAUGGAACUCAAAUUGUUCGAAAAAUAGGCGACGGUUCACAUUUGGAUGAUGUGUUUCAUGUGAACCAGAUGUGGUGUCUUCUGAUUGGCUCCACCAUCUUGAUCACCAUGUCGGAUCAUACAACGAGAGAGCUUCUGGACGGAACAAUUGGAAAAAGAAUCUUGAGCCAUGAAACGCCGAUCAAAAUUAAGAUCAUUGAUGGCGAUAGCAAUAAAUAUUAUGAUAUUGCCAUCUCAUCCAACACGACGUGGGUUGACCUUUUCAACAUUACUAUGGACGCCGUUCAUAAAGAGAAAACCAGUUAUCACGACUAUGAUUUGAGAGAUGAUAAGAGGGUGAUCUUGACUGCUGAAAGGUGGAUUGAGAUUGCAAAAUCACCAAACUCACAGAAACUCAAGUGCUAUACUUUCUAUCUCACUCGGAGAUUGAGCAAUUCGGAUAAAUUGAUGCAUAUGCGUUUACUGGAGAAUGGCCGUCCCGAUACUUCUGGCACAACGGAUAAGUCUCCAACAAGGGACCGACGCAGUGGCACAUCUUUCGGCUCUGUGACUUAUUCCAGGAGAGGAUCUAAUAUUCACCCACCGAAAGAUCAAGGUUCAAUAAACGUCGUUUCCAGCCCAACAUUGCUAGGUCAGGAUGGACCUGGUAUCAUUAUGUCGUCUCCAGAUCCCCAAGAAUCGGGAGAUAUUUGCCCUACUAGUGGAGAUCUUCUGCAGGACACAUCAACAUUACAAAAGAAAGAAGUGAUUAUAGAUGACGGUAUAAAAACACCACUGGGCAUCAACAUCUCUCCAAAUAACAGAGAAUCGCCCCAGCCUUCUUACGUUGCGAAUCCGGCCUAUUCCAAAGACGAUGUUACAAGUAAUACAUCAGAUAUUGACGAAAUAAUUGAUCUGACAGAGACGAAUAAAUCUCAACAGAAUAUCGGGAGAACACGGAGCAUACAAGUUGAGCCAGGUUCCGAAAUAUCAGUUGAAACCUUCUCUUCUGUACAAGAGGAUGACCGUGCUGCAAGCAGAGAAAUUUUUCCCAAACAACAGUUCAACAAUAAGCAUCGCCAAAGCCAGGCAUCGACGUCUUCUCUCAUCUCAAACCAAUUCUCAAAGGAAGAUGCGGGAUACGUAUACUCUAAUCGCGACGAUACGCUGUUUUACUAUGCACAUCAACGCGGUGGCCCCCGACAUCAAUCAUUGGAAUCAAGCAUUAUCGCCAAUGCCACCGCCGAAUAUCCCCGAAGACGGGAUUUCGCAAAUAAUGGCAAAAAGGUAGACCAGGGAAAUGCACCAAAUACUGGUAACAGAAUGUGGGGUGCCGAACCUCAUUCACACCAUGAGAAGCGAGAUGUUUUUGCUAAACAGGCACCAACUAAUAGUAUGAGAGACUGGACAAACGACAAACAAAAUACCGUUAAGCUUCAGGAAUCGAGAAUUUCAAGAACCGUUCCAUUUUUCUUAUGGGGGCCUUGCAUUCCAAUGAGCUCCACCACAUUGCGAAGUGCGAAGGAGGCAGACAUGAUCAAACUUCUUAAUGAAGCAGACAAGGCUAUUUCUACUAGCCAAUUAGGGAUUUACUAUUAUGGGAAAAUUCCUGAACUCACAGAGGAGGAUUUCCUGUAUAGACAAGACGUUUCGAACGGAUCCUCACCUGGCGAUCUCAGUAUUAAGAGAGAGCGCCCUACUCAUCAGCAUACCGGUCCGAUGACAGUCGAUAACUCAGUAAAAGGCCAAGGUUCAGUGAAUAGCGCACCCAAUACUGUCCAAGUUAACAAAAACGUCCAAAUGCACCAAGAACAGCUAAACCCCACGGAAGGAGUCAAGCAGAACAAUACUGGACCAGAAAGGAAGAAUUCCUCUACGGUACGAGACGAUAUAGCAUUGAAUCAAGUGCGAUCGUUGGGAAUUUUGAGCCCCGACAAGGAGCUUAUGGAACAACUCGUCGAGAUUAGCCGACAGAUUUUGCGGUCCUUUACACCAAAGACGGGAAGUUCCACCGUGCAUACUCUUUUAAAACGCUUCUGGGGUUGCCUGGAUAUAAUACGCCUGCAACUCAUGUGGGAGGAAAGUGAGCGUGAACCGCAUGAUGUGCCAACUUAUAUCAUUCGCGAUUUUUCUGCCAUUCUUCAAAGAGCAGGCAGAAAACAUUCUCCAAACUCCCAAAAGACUCUUUUGUCUAAGUGCGCGGCCUGUAAAGGUGGGAAGCAUUACUCUUCAGCGAAAGAGGCACUGGACCAUCUACACGAUGAACAUCUCGAAUGUCACCACAAAUGCCAAAGACCAUACGAUGAUCCAUGCUAUGCAUGGCUACAUCGCAUUUGGCAUUCGAAUUAUCCUGUUCGAAACGAACGUAAUGACCUGCUUCGCAACGUACAAGAGUUUGUAAAAGAGCUCUCCGGAAUUUUAGCCCAUAUCAAUGAACUACAUGCCAUGGUGACAUCUAGGGAAGAUGAAUCAAUGGGUGAUUUGGCAGUAAGACCGCCUUUACCGAAAGAGAUACUUCAUGUGUUCCAAAAGAUUGUCCAAGUGUUUGUCCUUCGCUCAAAAACACUCUCGUUUAUGACGAGAAGCAAAAGAUCUUCUGGAGUUGAACUAUCGGAGAUUUCGGCCAAGAUCAACGAGUUGAAACGAUUUGAGGAAAGUGCUCAAAAAAGAAUAUUGGAGUUACUGGACGACGCUAAAAGAGAUAUCUUUCUAUCCGGCAAUACCUCUAGUGACACGGGGAGGCCCCAGCUUCAGAGAGUUGGAGCCGAAUUAUUGGCCCUGGCUUUCAUUUGCAAGGGCCAUAAUCUGCUGUUCGAGCCCAAGGCCUCGACUUCACACCACAACGAGAACACUUUGGAGUUGUAUAAGCAUUAUACCUCCGAGCUUCACUUGCAGGCCAAUCAGCGCCCUCAAAAACGAGUCUUUCUGGAUAUUCGCGAUCUCGAAGAAGAGCUUGACGCUUUGGACACUCUGCUGAGCCACCAAAGAGAUUGCCUGCGUAAAUUCGCCAAAUCCAUAUCUCCCGAUACGCUCCGACUUACUACCAUGACACGAGUUGCUCAAGGUAAAGUCGAAAGUGCGUACAAAGACAACCACACCCAGCAGCUUGACAUACGAACACAAGAGAUACAGAAUAUGAAGACAAGAUCGAGAUUUUUAAAGGAACAAGUGAAGCAGACAAUUGAGAUAAUGGAGGAAGAUCAUGGAAAAGCCAUCAGAGUGUUUACAAUUGUAACGCUAUUUUUCCUACCUCUAUCAUUUGUGUCGAGCUUCAUGGGCAUGAACACAGCUGAUGUGAGAAAUAUGAAUCACAAGCAGGGACUUUUUUGGGCUACCGGAAUACCAGUCACCAUCUUCGUGCUGACAAUGGCAUGCAUUUACGGGUAUAAAGGCGAUGAAAUCCGUGAUUGGGUGAUCCAGCAAUCUCAAUGUCCGAAAAAUAACAAUUCGCGACUACCAGUUGAUGGAGGAGGCGAUGGGGGAGGGGAUAAGAUGUAUACGUGUGAUGUGACCUGUCUGCCUACUACCAAGAAGCCUCGACGAGCUGCGCAUCAAAGAAGGUCCAAGUCGAGAAAACAGCCACACAAUAAUGAGGGCGAUGAUGGAAACGAACAGCAACGGGACGGGAUUCCUCCCUUGGAAAGAGAGGAAACUCUCAAUAGCUUGACUCUUUUGAAGCACAGUAGUGGCAAUGGGGAGGUUGAAUACGAUAUUUCUCGGAAAUGGCAAGCAUUGUGUCCUGCCAUGUGGCGUGGGUAUUCAGCCGCAGCUAGCGGAGAUGAGUCCCUAAGCGUCUAUCAUAUCAACAGGACCUACGAGUCCUCCAUAGGGCCAUUCCACGCAUCUAUUGAAGUCGAGUCGACCUGGUUACUUUGUGUGCCUGGUGCUAAAAGCAGCCAGAUCAUCUAG
Trichoderma virens Gv29-8 is the source of this 4857-nucleotide messenger RNA. RefSeq lists its product as uncharacterized. NCBI's taxonomy places the organism in Eukaryota, Fungi, Ascomycota, Sordariomycetes, Hypocreales, Hypocreaceae. Gene Ontology annotation, cellular component: membrane. The record is from RefSeq and is a predicted model, not a curated record. The coding region runs from base 1 to 4857 and encodes 1618 amino acids. Gene Ontology annotation, molecular function: metal ion transmembrane transporter activity. Gene Ontology annotation, biological process: transmembrane transport; metal ion transport. The transcript has 7 exons.